AACCACAUCUUGGACUGCUGGCUGCUGCCAAAUAUCUAGUUGUUGGACCACCUAGUUAUGAAGUUAAGACCUGCUAAGAAGCAGUUGAGUUUUAAGCAUUAGUUAUAUGGAACUCCAAAUCCACUUUUUUGCUCUCUUGAUUCUCUGUAUUGCCUUCUUCUAUUUGUUUACUAAACACAGAAGCUCAUCAGGCAACGAAAACCUUCCUCCGCAACCAUGGAAGCUCCCUUUACUUGGACACUUGCAUCACCUAGUUGGAGAUCUCCCACACCGAGCUCUCGGAAACUUAGCCCAAAAACUGGGACCAAUUUUUCAUCUAAAGCUCGGUGAAGUCUCUGCAGUCGUAAUCUCAUCUCCUGCUUUGGCUAAGGAGGUCUUGAAAACCCAUGAUCUCUGUUUUCCUAGCAGGCCCAAGAUUCUUGGUGCUGAAAUCAUUGGAUAUAACUAUACAGGUAUCGUUUUCACACCUUACGGUGAGUACUGGAGACAAAUGCGUAAAAUAUGCAUUUUGGAGCUUCUGAGUGACAAAAAAGUCCGAUCUUUUGAAUCUAUUCGCGAUGAAGAGUCUUGGAGUCUCAUCGAAUCCAUUGGCAUUAGGGGUAAAACUACAUCUUUGCCACCAUACGGGUCAGAAACAAUCAAUAUUAGUGAGAAGAUAUUCUCAAUGAUGAAUGCUAUUGCAGUUAGAGUUUCAAUUGGAAGCAAAUGCAAGGAUCAGGAAAAGCUUCUUGCAUUGAUUGAAGAGAUAAUAUCUGUGUCGGGUGGUUUUGAUGCGUCAGAUGUGUUUCCUUCUGUCAAAGUUCUGCAUCUAGUUGCAGGUACGAGAAAGAAAUUGACAAAGAUACACAAACAGAUUGAUAAAAUUUUAAAUCGCAUUAUCUCAGACCAUCAACAACACAAUGCAACUGGAUUGAGCGACCAGAAUGAAGAUCUGCUUGAUGUUCUCUUGAGGAUCAAAGAUGAUGGUGGACUUCACUUUCCAUUGACUUCUGAUAAUGUGAAAGCUGUCCUGUUGGAUAUGUUUGUAGCUGGAACAGAUACUUCAUCGGUGACAAUAGAAUGGGCGAUGUUAGAACUAAUGAAAAAUCCAAGGGUAAUGGUGAAAGCACAAGCCGAGCUUAGGCAUGUAGCAAAGGGAAAGAAAAAGAUCCAUGAGUCGGAUAUUCAACAACUUGACUACUUGAAACUUGUGAUUAAGGAAACCUUAAGGUUGCACCCUCCUGCUCCAUUGCUUAUCAGACAGAGUCAAGAGAAGUGUGACAUUGGUGGAUACCAUAUAGUCGCCGGUACAAAAGUUAUUAUCAACGCGUGGAAAAUAGGAUGUGAUGCAGAUCACUGGAGUGAUCCAGAAAGUUUCGAUCCGGAAAGAUUUAAUGAGACUUCGGUUAACUUAGUAGGAACGGAUUUUGAAUUUCUUCCGUUUGGGGCAGGAAGAAGAAUAUGCCCAGGCAUGACUUUGGGGUUAGCCAAUGUCGAGCUUCCUCUUGCCAGACUACUUUACCACUUCAAUUGGGAACUCCCGAGUGGAGUACAACCCGAAGAUCUUGAUACAAGUGAGAAAUAUGGAGCCACUCUUAAUUUAAAACACAACUUGCAUUUAGUUCCAGUUGCUUGUAACGCUAACUAAUGACCAACAUCAUGUGUGUAGAUUUGAUUUCAAUAUCUUUAUCAAUGUAUCUCCUUUAGUUAUCGAAUGUUACAAUAAAAGUGACACUUGCAAAGUUGUAAGAAGAUUUAACAUACAAUAAUUGUACAUUCUUUU
Erigeron canadensis is the source of this 1762-nucleotide messenger RNA. RefSeq names its product germacrene A hydroxylase-like. The coding region runs from base 107 to 1627 and encodes 506 amino acids. Lineage: Eukaryota; Viridiplantae; Streptophyta; Magnoliopsida; Asterales; Asteraceae. Gene Ontology annotation, molecular function: heme binding; iron ion binding; monooxygenase activity. The transcript has 3 exons. The record is from RefSeq and is a predicted model, not a curated record.